UUGAAACUGUAUCAAUAAACCAAUUAGGCACAUUUGGGCAGACUUGAUACAACAUUUUGAACAGUAAUGCAAUGGAUAAUUGGAUCAGUCUAAAACGUUGCACAUACACUGCUGCCAUCGAGUGGCCAAAAUUUAAAUCACACAGAGUCCUAAGUCAUAAUGGCCUUUCUCUUGCAUUUUAAAGAUGGAACAUAAAACAUUUCUCGUAUUAUCUUUUACCAGAUCUAAAGUGUUAUUCUCCGACAUUAAUUUCACAUUUUCACAAAUUUCAAAGUGUUUCCUUUCAAAUGGUAUCAAGAAUAUGCAUAUCCUUGCUUCGGGUCUUGAGCUACAUGUAGUUCAAUUUGGGUAUGUCAUUUUUGGCUAAAAUUGUGUGUGUGGGGGGGUCUGAUCCUUAAGUUGUUUAAACUUUUUCCUCCCAAUGACGUUCCUACAUGAGAAUUACCAGCGCAAUCUGAGAUUCCCCCCAAAAUUCUGUUGCCGUGGAAUUGCCCAAGUCAAGAAUUUACAAUUAUGCCACAGACUUGAUAGACAAGGCUUAAAGUGCUUUGCUUUUGUUUAAAAGUGUGAUACUCCUUGGCACAAAUUAAUUGAGUGCUCCAUUGGUUCUUGCAUUAGGCAAAGCGCUGACUGUAUGGCAUCAGGGUGUAUUUAGUGUUCAGGAUAUGGGAGGGGUUGCCAAGAUGCCAACAAUGCCUUGUGGAGGCUGAGUGUGAAUUUGUCUGUGAUGCUCAUGAAUUGGGAAGUUGAGUAUUUUGCUUCAGUCACCACCCCAGAACAUAACAAAUGACUGCCCUCAUUUGCAAUAUGCAAUAUUGUUCCCAUACCAAUUAAGUUUGUUUGAACCAAAUGUGUCUGUCUAUCCUUGUGUGACAUUCACAGAUUUCCAGUCCAAUCUUUCUGCUCUGAUACUUUUUUUUAUAGUUAGUGCCACUGCCACAUGACUGGGUUUUAAUUACACAUACACCUGUAUCAGAGCUGAGCACUGAAGAGAAAAAUAAAAACAGAUGGAGAAGGGGAGUAGAGAGAAACAGGAAGGGAGAGAGAGUGAGCGAUGGGAAGAGAGAGCGAUUGAGAGGUAGAGAGAGAGAGAGAGAACAUAUUCUGGUGUUGGGGAGGGAGAGAGGAAAAAAAGAGAUGUACAUAUUCUGGUGUUAACUGCAACUUGCUGUGUUUACUAGGGACCCAGUCUAAUGGAACGUUAGUUCUCAAACCAGCUCACAGAGCGAGAGAGUGGAUAGUUGGCAUGGCAGAGGUGGAGAUAAGGCGGGGCUUGCCGGACACUAGAUGCCUCGGGGUCGGAAACUCUGACAAACAGGGUCCUGCAUUUCUUCCUAGGGCUGGGUACGUUGUUGAGUCCCCUCGUAGCAGACCCUUUCCUGUCUGAGGGGAGUUGUGUUCUGGGGGGACAUGACAGCCAACUCCUCCACUGACCCCCAUCACUUUCGCAGCUCCCUGGCAGGCAAAGGGACAACCCCACUGCACAAGGUAUCCCACCACUUCCACCUCCACACAGAGGGCAUCAUCAUCACCACCAACAUCUCCUACUCAUUCUGGAUCAUGUCUUUUUAUUAAUUGGGGAUGAUAGUGGUGCAGUGUCUGCUGUUGAUCCUGUACUCCAGCCAUGUGUUCAUCUUCAUAGGGAUGUGUGUGUUGGGCCUCUUCAUCAGCAGUGUGUUCCCCUGCAUGGUGGCCCUCACAGAAGAUAUGGUCAACUAUAAAGGUUGUGUCACUACAGUCCUGGUGACCAGUGCUGGUACGGGAGAGAUGGUUCUGCAGCUUCUCACAGGACAGUUGAUCCACAGCAAAGGCAGUCAUAGUUUCCUGUUGGUUAGUAUGAUCUCAUCCUGCAUCGGAUUCACUGUGUUCCUCAACCUACUCUACAUUCAACACCUACACAGGAGCUCCCAAGCAGUUUGGCCACCUCCUCUGCCUGCAGCAGCUUGAACUCGCCCUCCUCAUUGGUCCAGCAGAUCAGCUGAUCAUUGGUGGGGUCCAAUAGGAGCUGGAGAAGGAACUGCCACAGGGUCACGGAGCUGUCCAUGCUCCCCGCUACAGAGAGAGAGAAAGGGGAUGAAGAUGACAGACCAGACAUGCAGUGUCACCAAAAGGCAGUUAGUUAUUGGUGAUUCCAUGUUAAAGUCAACCUGAGCAUGUAAAAAUAAAGUUACAUUUACAAAUGAAACCACAUUCCAAAUGAUCAUUCAUGUCUAUAUGUUGGAGUUCAGGCUUUAUUUGACCAAUUAAAGCAGGAAUUGCAUGAUUUAUUUUAUAUUACAGUGUAGGAGGCCACCUCUCUAAGGUUUUUAGUCAUUCAUAUUUCAUUGCAAUUACAAAGGGCUCGCAGAGCUUGUUUUUCCACUCACACCUGUCCCCAAUGUUAAUGAGGAAGAUGAGAUGUUAAUGAAGCAAUACAGAGCAAAUUGAGUGUCUUGAGUUUUGUUUGUAUGUUCUAUAGUCUUAUAAAUAUAGGGGGAGGGACUGGGAUAGGCAAUGUUUUUUCUUUUUUUUGUUAUGUUUUUGUAUUGUAAACCAUACAUCGGAUUAUUUCAACUUUCUCUGUAAAGCUAACUUUCAUUAAGAUUUUAUAUGGUCAACAAAUGGGUCCUUUCUUUUCAUUGUCAAUACCCUUUUUCAGCAUGAUGAUAUCCGUAACAUUGAUAAGUUAUGAAUGUGAUGGAUAUUGAUUUAUCAAAUCGUAGCUUCACAGACUUGUGCAUUCACCAGAUUUUGUGUGCUUGUUCUGAGAUGUAUCCCUUAGACUUUUACUGAAGCAAUUGUUGAUAUCUUGAAAGUUGGGUUCAAGCUAAGAAUAUCUUGAAUAUAUGCUGAAAUGCAUUUCUCAUACAUGUCAGUAACGUUUUUUUAUAGAUAAUAUGUGAAUAGUUUCAAAUGAAAGCCCUCCAAAAUAUACUGCCUUCAUCCAGUGUCCAGAAAAGUAGAUUGGCAGUAUAGGCACAUACAUAUGGUCUCAUUUGCAUAUUUUGUUACAAAUUGUAAUUACCCCAAAAUAUUAUAUUUUUGUGUCAACAUUCAACUGGUAGGGGCUGAUAUUUAUGAAGAGCGAGAGAGAAAAAUACAUUUUAGGGUGUGGUACCUGGUCUUGUAUACACUGUUUUUAUGUAACCUUUAUUUAACUAGGCAAGUCAGUUAAGAACAAAUUCCUAUUUACAAUGAUGGCCUAGGAACAAUCGGUUAACUGCCUUGUUCAGGGGCAGAACGACAGAUUUUUACCUUGUCAGCUCGGGGAUUCAAUCUAGCAACCUUUCGGUUACUAGUCCAACACUAACCACCUGCCGCCCCUACUCAGGUAAUUACGCAAUCGUAAAACACUAUGCCUUUUGCUGACAUUUUUAAAACAUUCCAAAUGCGUUGACAGAUUUUGAUCAAGAAAUCUUUAAGAUUUGAAUGUCUAAUUCAGGCAAACAUUCAUAACGGUCAUUGUACCUUUCUAAAGUAAAAAUGGAAAUUUCAAUAUCAAAAGAUAUACAUUUUUGUGUUUAGCUAAAUAGAUAGCUGUUUUGAUACGAGACUUCCAGUGCAUUCGGAAAGUAUUUAGACCCCUUUCCUUUUCCCACAUUUUGUUAUGUUACAGCCUUAUUCUAAAAUGGAUUUUAAUUUGGUUUUUAAAAGGC
Oncorhynchus gorbuscha (pink salmon) is the source of this 3635-nucleotide messenger RNA. Its product is annotated as major facilitator superfamily domain-containing protein 4A-like. The record is from RefSeq and is a predicted model, not a curated record. Lineage: Eukaryota; Metazoa; Chordata; Actinopteri; Salmoniformes; Salmonidae. The transcript is spliced from 6 exons. The coding region runs from base 1582 to 1947 and encodes 121 amino acids.